This is a messenger RNA of Eriocheir sinensis (Chinese mitten crab), 4690 nucleotides long. RefSeq names its product mucin-2-like. The record is from RefSeq and is a predicted model, not a curated record. Lineage: Eukaryota; Metazoa; Arthropoda; Malacostraca; Decapoda; Varunidae. The transcript is spliced from 2 exons. Bases 400 to 3720 code for a protein of 1106 amino acids.
GCCACUCCGUCAGUCUGCUCGCCGACACCGUAACGAACACACGCACUCACACAUCCACUGAGAGAGAGAGAGACAGAAAGAGAGAGAGAGAGAGAGAGAGGGAGAGAAAAACAGACGACACAGGUGGAGAGAGAUCAUGUUUUUCCUCCCUUCCUUUCCUCCGUUUUGCAAGAUGUGAGGAGGAAAGAGGAGAGACAGACGGAGACAGUGGAGAGAAAAAAAAAAGUGAAGAGAAAGAGACAGAAAGAAAGAGAUAAAAACAGUUGACAGUUGUUAAAGAAAGGAAGAGAAAGAGAAGAAGAAGAAGAAAAAGAAAGCAGAUUGUGUGUGCGUGCGUGCGUGUGUGUGUGUUUGUGUGUGUUUUUUAAUCUUGUUUUGAUCCGCGAAGAAAAGUCGAUCAUGAGUUUUAUGCUACGAAGGCUGCUGCUGGUGGCGGCAGCGUGUGCGGGCGUGGGCGUGGGCGCGGGCACAGAAGGCAGCGCGCGGCGCCUUGUGCUCGGCGAGGGCGGCUACGCGCGGCUCAUGGCCUCGCCGCCGCCGCUGCCGGCCCUCACGCUGGCCGCCUGGGUCAACAUGACGACCUUCCCCGAGGGCGUGGCGCCCAUCCUGACCCUGGUGGCCCCCGACGCCCAGUCCCAGGUUGCCUUCUUCCUGCGGCACGACGGCCUGGGCGUGCUGUGGGGCGGACCCGCCGGCGAGCCAGCGCGCGCCCUGGACACAGUGGACCGCCACCCCCGCACCCGCUGGCUGCCCGCCUUGCCGCCCCGCGCCGCGCGGCGGAGGCGCGAGGCCGUGGACUACAGCGGCGGGCUGGGCGACAUUGUGGACCUGCUGGCGGACCCUCGCAGCGGCCGCUCAUACGACACGUGGACGCCCUACGGCUUCGUGGACGUGGACCAGAUGGGCGUGGAGGACCUCCAGGCCGCACCGUCUAGCCUGUCCGACGGCCUGCACAUCCUCCCGAUGCGGGAGGGCGCGGGCCGCGCCGAGUCCUACAGCGACUGGACCAACGUGCCCUACGAGCUGGCCAUGCAGGAGAGCGGCCGCCCCGCCAUCAUCACCGAGCCCUCCGGCGCCGACGACUUCGUCUUUUUCAACUGGAACGUGCCGCCCGCGGCGCCGCAGCGCAUCCCGGAGUCCCCCAACCAGUGGUCGCCCAUCUGGCGGGAAAAGACGUCUGCCAAGACCCGCACCAAGGCGGCCCCCAAGACCCAGACGCCACCGCGACCCGCCGCCCCUGCCCCGACUCCCGCCCCGGCCCCGCCCCGCCCCGCCAGAGGCUGGACCUCCGAGGUGACGGAGGUCAAGCUGGAGCUGAGUGGCUGGCGGCCCCAGCACAUCCCGGGACCCGUGGCGCUGCCCCCGCCCCGCCCUGCCGACCCGCCCCUCGCCCCCGCCUUCAGGUCGCCGCCGCAGCCAGCCCCCACCCGCCGCCCCGCCACCCCCUUCGCCACCACCACCACCACCACCACCACCUCCACUGAGUUCCCCACCACCAAGGCCUCCACCAAAGGCAAGCCCACCACCACCUCCCCCAAGCGACCCGCCCCCAUCACCACCUCCCGCACCACGCCGCCCACCCCGCCCACCGCAGCCUCCACCCGCUACACCACCCGCUGGUUCUCCUCCUCCGCACCCACCACGGCCCCGGCCCGCAAGACUCCGCCCCGCCCGCCGCGCCCCACCCUCCCCGCCUCCCGCCUGCCCCCCAGGACGCCCCUCUGGAAGCUGAUCAAGAACCCCAACAUGGCCGCCCACCACCACCACCACCACCACCACGCCUCCACCAAGGCUAAGGCCCCCGCCCCCACCACAGCCUUCACCCGCCCCACCACGCCAGCCACCACCACCACCACUACCACCCCUACCACCACCACGCCCACCACCACUACCACCCCCUUCACCAUACCCUCCACCACUACCACCCCCUUCACCAUACCCUCCACCACUACCACACGUCCACCAACCACCACCACCACCACCACAACGACUACCACUACCACCCAAACACCCACCACCACCACCACCACCACCCCGAGGCCCCGUCCCCCCGCGCCCCGCCCCACGAUCACUACCAAGCCCCAGGUCAGCGGGCACAAAUCCAAGGUGUCGGUGUGGGCGGGCAGUGCGGCGGCCAAGGCCAACGCGCUGCGGCGGGACAAGUGGCUGGGCGGCGCGGGGCUGGCGGCGGUGAGCAUCGCGCCGCGCCACGUGCAGGAGUUCCAGCGGGCGAUGGAGCGCGCCGAGACGGUGCGUGACGGCGACACGGCGGUGGUGUACUCCGUGCCCAUCACGGACGUGGAGGCCUUCAACGCCAUGUACCGCCAGUACCAGCAGCAGGAGGGCUCGCACGCCCCCGCCCCCCCCACCGAGGACGAGGCCAACCCCAACCGUCUGGAGGACCUGGGCCCGCUGCCCGACUACGAGGAGACGGUGGCCCCGGCGGUGCUGCGGGAGGAGGAGGCGGUGCUGGCCCCCACCGAGGAGCCCCUGCCGGCCACCCCCGCCCGGGGCGCGGCGGCAGCCAGCCAGCCCAUGGAGCAGACCGCCCCCAGCCCCGCUCCCGCCAGAAGCUGGCCCCAGCUGGCUCCCGCGGCCCCCUGGGUGCGGCGCGGUGACCUGCCCCCGCCCACCACCCGCCAGGAACUGCCGCCCGCAGCCACCACCACCACCACCACCACCACCACCCAGCGGGCCACGCCCCCCCCGACCCCCAGGACCACCACACUGCAGUGGCCUUCCUCCACCACGCCGCCGGCGCACCCCACGAUGCCGCCUGCUCCCCCCGCCGCGCCCCGCCCCCCCGUGUUCCACGCACCGCCCCUCACCGUCCAGGCCGCCACGCCUGAGGCUGUAGAGCCCCCUCGCACCUCGUCCACCUUUGCCGUGUUCCACGAGGAGGAGGCAGCGGCGCCCCUGGCCGUGCCCGCCGAGGAGGAGGCGGCGGCGCCCCUGGCCGUGCCCGCCGUGCAGGAGGAAGGCGCCCCGGCCUCCCACUACCAGGAGGCCUCGCCGCUGUUCCUGGAGCAGCUGCCGCCCCAGUACCUGCUGCCCGAGGACCUGCCGCGGCCCCUAGCCACCACGCGCCGCCACGACGACCGCCGCCUCGAGGAGCUCAUUUUCAGCGCCGACCCUGAAGAGCUGCUGCGGCGCGGCCUGCUGCCCCGCCCCGUGCACUACGUACGCUCCCAGGACGAGGCGGACCGCUGGCUGCGGGACCAGUACCAGGGGCAGGGAGAGGGCACCGUCGUCGCCGCCGCCAACACACUCCCGCGGGAGACGGCCAAGCCGGCCCCGGCGGCGGGUCGCGGCUUCCACUUCAAGAAGGUGCCCUUCGACUUCCAGGCCAACGAGUGGUACCACGUGGCCUUCAGCUGGAGCAGCUCCAACCACCAGGCGGAGGUGUUCGUCAACGGGCGCCUGGUGGGCACGCUGACGGGCGUCAUGGCGGGCCGCGCGGCGCUGACGGGCGGCGGCCUCACCAUCGUGGGCCACACGCUGCUGCCGGACCUGACGGACUUUGACCCCACGUCCCGCCUGCUGGGCGAGGUCACGGAGCUCAACGUGUGGGGCCGCCAGCUGGACGAGGCCGAGCUGCGCGACGUGUACAGCUGCGGCGCCGCGCCGCCCGCCACGCCGGCGCUGGACUGGCGGCGGAUGACCAUGAGAUUCUACGGCGACGUGUCCCUGGAGCAGAGCCAGGCGCUGUGCGGGGCCUAGGGCGGCGGUGUGUGUGUGUGUGUGUGUAGGUAGUGUCUGCCGCGGCCAGACCGUCCUGGGCGGCCACACAAUGACUGGACUCGCUGUGCGGGCACACGGUUCAGUGCCGCUUUGCUUGUGGCGCGCGGCCACGCCGGACUCGGGACGCGUGGGCGGGGCGGGGCUGACGCUCGGUGGGGCUGGCGCUAACAAGGUUGUUGGGGUAUAUCGUUAAAGCUAUACAGCAAACCCAGGCUGAAGUGGCGGGCAGCCUUACCCCCCCCACCACCACUCCGCCCCCGGCCCCGCCACGGCCCGGCGUGGUGUUGGGCGCCCCGCGGGGUCUCUGCUCCAUCAUUGUUUACUUGUUAUGCUUGUAGUUCAUAUUUAUAGCCGCUGUGCAUCCCCUGCCUCCCCACCCCCCCCUUGCCUGCUGCCCACGUGUGCCUGGCGGACCUCACCGGGGGUAACACGGCCGCCGCGCUGCUGAGGAGGUCUGCUGAGGGUGAUAGCUGAACACCCCCACCCCGGCCCUCGCUCGGUGCCCUAUCCUUCUGGCUCCAAUCCUCCAGCUCCUCUCCCUGUCCUCCUUCUCUUCUCCAAUCCUUCUCUUCCUCUUCCUCACCCUCCUCCUCUUCCUUUCUGUCCUUCUUCUCCUCCUCCUUUCUGUCCCUCUCCUCCUCCUCCUCCUUUCUGUCCCUCUCCUCCUCCUCCUCCUCCAGGCACCACAAAGCAUCUACAUUCUCCAUCGUAGCAUCACAUAGUUAAGUCACUUCCAUCAACACAUUACUGCCUCCCCCCUUCAUCAUCCCUUCCUCAUCAUCCCCUUCUUCAUCACCCCUUCCUCGCUAUUCCCCCGCAUACUGAUAUAAUGUGUUGUUGAGGCAUAGGCUGUGUCCCCCAAUCUGUACACACCCACCCAUUUAGUACUUAUAGAAUGGAAGAAGAAAACAUACACACAAACACACACACGCACACACACACACACACA